Molecule: messenger RNA, 450 nt
Organism: Amborella trichopoda
Lineage: Eukaryota; Viridiplantae; Streptophyta; Magnoliopsida; Amborellales; Amborellaceae
Source: RefSeq, a predicted model, not a curated record
AUGGGGUUGCAAGCAAGGGAUCUUGUGGACAUAUUGAGGGACAAGGUUGCAAGCAAGGGAUCUUCCUCCAUGGGCUCUACAGUAUUGCCCAUGUUGUCAUCCUCUGACCAUGAGAGAGAUGCGACACUUUCUGAAAUGUGGAUACUACAUGACUGGAAGGACGAAGACUGUGUGAAGAUAUUGAAGCAAUGUCGAAAAGCACUCCCUUCCAAGAGCGGGAAGUUGAUUAUUGUGGACGUAGUUCUGCAUCUUAAGGAAGAUACCAGUGCCUUUGCUGACUCGAGGUUGGCAUUCGACAUGUUAAUGUUUGCAGUAACCUCAGGAGGCUUGGAGAGGACAGAGGAGGAGUGGAGGGCACUGUUGAGCAAGGGUGGUUUCAGCAACUGCAACAUCAAACCGCUUCCUACCCUCCAGUCAAUUAUCGAAGCUUACCCCGACCCAAAAGAGUAG